This is a messenger RNA of Acanthochromis polyacanthus (spiny chromis), 2539 nucleotides long. Its product is annotated as lysosomal thioesterase PPT2-A-like. The record is from RefSeq and is a predicted model, not a curated record. Gene Ontology annotation, cellular component: lysosome. The coding region runs from base 131 to 997 and encodes 288 amino acids. The transcript is spliced from 8 exons. Gene Ontology annotation, molecular function: thiolester hydrolase activity. Lineage: Eukaryota; Metazoa; Chordata; Actinopteri; Pomacentridae.
CAUGUUUUUCAAAUCUGCAAAGAAGCAGUAGAAGGUCAAUAAUUACCCAGCAGCGCUUUCCUCAACGCAAAGUCUCUCCUUGGUAACUCCUCCGGUCCCUCCAGUGUGCCUCAGCUGAGUCCAGGCAGAAAUGAUGGAAACACUGCAGGUCCUCCGAGGUUCACUGCUGCUGCUGCUGCUGGUUGCAGGUGUUUGCAUUGAGGGGUACAAGCCGGUCAUCAUUGUCCACGGCCUGUUUUCUGGACCAGAAGAGUACCAUACACUGAUUGAUAACAUCAAAAAGGCGCAUCCAGGCACUGAAGUGAAUGCAAUCUCCUUGUACAACUAUGCUGAAAGUACGGUACCACUGAAGGAGCAGGUCAAAGGCUUCACGAAGGUCUUAACCGACAUCAUGAACAAGAAUCCUGACGGCAUCCAUCUUUUGUGCUAUUCACAAGGUGGUGAAAUUUGUCGAGGUCUUCUCUCCACCAUUCCAAACCACAACGUGGACACCUUCAUUGCACUGUCAUCCCCACUGGCUGGACAAUAUGGAGCAACAAAGUUCCUCAAGUGGUUGGUUCCCAAGAAGUGGGUGUAUCUUAUCUGCAACACAGUUGGAAGCAAAAUAUCUAUUUGCGACUACUGGAAGGACCCUCACCAUAUGACUGACUACUUGAAGAACAACCAAUAUCUGACACUGCUUGAUGGUGAAAAACCUAACAAAGACAUGGAAGCAUGGAGGAACAACUUCCUGCGCCUCAAGAAGCUGGUGCUGAUUGGAGGACCAGACGAUGAAGUCAUCACACCGUGGCAGUCCAGCCACUUUGGAUUCUACGACAGCAAUGAACGUAUCGUUGAAAUGAGAAACCAGGAGUUUUACAAGAAGGACAAAUUUGGGCUGAAGACGAUGGACGAUCGUGGCGACGUGUCGGUUUGUGUUCGAGCUGGUGUGAGGCACUUGAAAUGGCACUCUGACCAGGCAGUGUUCAACAGCUGCAUUGAGAAAUGGCUCACAUGAAAACCAGGUGUUGAUAUGAGGUAGAAUCCUACUGAGGAUCAAUACAGCUUGCAGAUGCUGUUAUGCUUGUUAAUGCAAAAGAAGAAAAGAGCAAUCAUUUUAACUGCUGCUUUUGUUAUGCUCUUGAUCCCCACCAUGAAGGUCACUUCACUCAUUUGAGCAAAACUUUGCUAAUUUUACUGAUAGUUCAUGCUAGUGGGUAGAUGGCCAUGAUCAUAGUACACAAACAAGAUUAAUAACUUUGAAACUCAUAGCAUCAUCAAGUCAAUAUUUCAACGUAUCACAUAGUUAAUGACUUAUAAAACAAAGUAGGUCUCUUAAAAUUAAAGUUUUUGGUGUAAAUGAAACAUUUUAAACAUGUGUUUUUGAGUCUGACUGAAAAAAAAAACACAGGAAGAAAAACUUUCCCUGAAUCUCUACAGUGAGUGAGUGAGUGUAAAGUUAGAACGACCCACAGAUCUACAAGAAACAAUAAUGGGAAAUACAGCAGGUUGAAAAAACCACUCCUCUCUCAGUACAACUGAGAAAGUCUUGAGCAUCAAAAGUUAAUUUGGUGCCCUGUUAACACGCUGAUGUUAGUAUUAAGCUCCAAACACCACUGUGCCUUACAGAGCUCCUGGCAUGGCUGCUUUUAUUGUAGAUUGACAACAAUAUAUACAUAAAAACAAUAAAAAAAAUAGAAUCACUCAAAAGCACAACACCUAUCAUAUUUAGUUUUUGCUUCCCUCUAUGAAGAUGGAGACAGAUAUUUUCAAUUUUUCUUGAUAGACUAUAACUGAUGUUUCGCCUUGUAAAGCGUUUUAGUGGGUUAAAGCAGUCGUGCCGGACUUUUACAUAGAAAUGAAUUACAUUAAAGACAAAUUAAUUUACACAAUGUUGAUUAAGCCUUUCAGUGCCUGGUGAAUCUUUCUGUAUUUCACAGUAUGUUGGGGUUUUAAAUGGCGUUUCUGCAACAUUUAUGAACAUUUACAGAAAUUGCAACAACAAAGGAGAUAGAGUAGCAUGAAGAACAUAGGAAGCAUCCAACAAAAGUCUCUGAUGCUCCAGAUUGAAAAGAAGCUCAACAUUCACAGGAAGGAUUUAAGUGUAUUUAAGGAAGCAACAGCAAGAAAUAAGCUCUCACAGUGUUUCUGUAUUUACUCUCAUUGCCACAAAGGGGAGAGAAAAGUUCCACAAUGCAGAUUGAAAUUGCUCAAGUUAAUCCCUUUAUCAAACAAUGAAAUACAUUUAGUUUCCAGUAGCAGGUCUAUUUCAUUAAAAGAAGCAGAUUUUAGAUUGAGUGAAGCCCGGUUUGUUUUUACUUUCUUCUCAACUAAAUCAGUGUCUUUCAUAAGCAAGUGUUCUUAGAAACAUCCUCAAAUAUUAGUGCCGUAGUCUGAGGUGACUGUGAGCCAUGCAUGAGGGCGAUGGUCGAUCUGUUGCUGCUCUCUGCUGGACAUUUGAGGUAUUUUCUGUGAAUGAAAACUAUUGCACGCUGCCACAGCAAAUGCAACAUGAUGCACAGUGUAUUCUAUGUGUAUUAAAGGCUUUUGGCAAAAUUCA